AUGGCUAGUUGUGAUAGUUGGAGAGUUUUCUCGACAAUGAGAACGGCCGAGUCCUGGUGCAAGCAGUUCCUCGGCAUGCCGUGCUGGAAGAGAGACGACACCACCGCCGUCGCCCUCAGCGUCGACAAGCGCGCGGCCGAGCCCUGGUGCACCCAGUUCCUGGGCCAGCCGUGCUGGAAGCGCAACGGCGACGACACCAGCGCCGUGGAGAAGCGCGAAGCCGAGGCAGCAGCCGAGCCCGACCGGUUCUGCACGCGGUUCACAGGCUCCUCAUGCUGGAAGCGUGACGGCGGCGCCGUGGCGGCCGAGGAGGUCAAGCGCUGCUCAAGCGAAGGCCAGGCGUGCUGGAAGGCCAAGCGCGCCGCGGCGGCCGUCACCAAUGCCAUCGACGAGGGCAACGCCCAGAAGAUGGCCCGCGACGCCGACCCGGGUUGGUGCAGGCAGUUCCUCGGCAUGCCGUGCUAG
Chaetomium globosum CBS 148.51 is the source of this 465-nucleotide messenger RNA. RefSeq lists its product as uncharacterized. The transcript has a single exon. The coding region runs from base 1 to 465 and encodes 154 amino acids. Lineage: Eukaryota; Fungi; Ascomycota; Sordariomycetes; Sordariales; Chaetomiaceae. The record is from RefSeq and is a predicted model, not a curated record.